Molecule: messenger RNA, 1302 nt
Organism: Fonsecaea erecta
Lineage: Eukaryota; Fungi; Ascomycota; Eurotiomycetes; Chaetothyriales; Herpotrichiellaceae
Exons: 1
Coding region: 1-1302 (433 amino acids)
Biological process (GO): purine nucleoside catabolic process
Cellular component (GO): cytosol
Molecular function (GO): purine nucleosidase activity
Source: RefSeq, a predicted model, not a curated record
AUGGCGCCCAAAAAUCGCAUCAUCAUUGACACCGACCCGGGGGUCGACGACGUCCUGGCCAUCUUGCUUGCCCUCGCCGCCAAGGCCGAUGAUCUCGAAGUGCUCCUCAUCUCCAUUACCUUUGGCAAUGUCGACGUACGCUCCUGCUUACGCAACGUCGUCGCCAUCUUCCACAUCUUGCAGAAGGAAGUGGCUUGGCGCGAACAGCAGGGCAAACCGAUCGGAUUCGAAGGUCUGACCAAGUUCAAGCCGAUUGUCGCCAUCGGUGCGGAGGAACCCCUGCAAGACCGCAUCGAGAGCGCUGAUUACUUUCAUGGGACUGAUGGAUUGGCUGGGACACACACCAGUCAUCCUCAUUUCUCGCCCGAGGAGAGUUGGAACCGGCUGUUCGAGCAACCUCCCCCGGACAGUUUCAUCACCGAGAAGGCCAAACCUGAAGUCGAUCUCGAGGCAGACACCAAUGCCUUCAUCCCCUCUCUCGAGCCGGCACACAAGGAGAUCCUUCGCCUGCUCCGGGAGAAUGAACCCGACACCAUCACCUUGAUUGCUAUCGGCCCGCUCACCAACUUUGCUCUGGCUGCCGCCGAAGACCCAGAGACGUUUUUGCGAUGUAAAGAAGUGGUCACCAUGGGGGGCACCGUCGACGGGAUCGGCAAUGUCACGCCUGUCUCGGAAUUCAACGUCUAUGCCGACCCCUAUGCUGCUGCUCGGGUGUAUGCGCUGUCAUCACCCAUCCCCGCAAGCACCAUGCCCAUUGCCACCGAAGGGGAACGCAGCUUUCACCUCUCGCAAUACCCCGCGCGUCUGUCCAAGCAGCUGAAACUCACACUCAUGAGUCUCGACAUUACGGAAUACCACAUGCUCAGCCGCCGCGAGUUCAACGCCUUUGCCAAGCCACAUCUGGAGGCUGGGUCUCCGCUCGCGGCGUGGAUGACGGCGUUCAUGACCCCUAUGCUUGACAAGAUGGAACGUCUCCACAUCGGCCAUGAGGGCGAAGGCGCCGCAUUGGCCCUGCACGAUCCGCUGUGCAUCUGGUACGUGUUGACACACGAUGACCCGUUGUGGAAAGCGAGCGCGCGCAGUCCGGAAGAUAUCCGAAUCGAGACGGCCGGUCAGUGGACUCGAGGCAUGACGGUGGGCGACAAACGAGCCAGACGGAGGAGAAAUUCAGACGGGGAGGUGCCACAUGACAGAGGCAACUGGCUGGGCAACAAGAGUGGCAACCGGGUGUAUCGAAUGCUGGAGAGUCCGGGCAGGGAGGAGGCCUCAAAGUACCUGAUGAAGGCAAUUUUCGAGGCAUGA